AUGAAAAAAAAAAAGUAGUCGGUUUUGCAGCAAUCUUUAGCAGGCGGGAAAGGAGUUAAAUGAAGUGGUCUUGGCUGCUCGGAGUGAAGAUUGCCCAGGACCUAUGCAGGAGUAGAAACGUGAACACAGGUACAUGUGACAGUGCUGCAGCGAUGAGUGGAAUUUUAAAGAGGAAGUUUGAAGAAGUCGAUGGCUCCUCACCCUGUUCCUCCGUUCGGGAAUCAGAUGAUGAAGUUUCUAGUAGUGAAAGUGCAGACAGUGGGGACAGUGUCAAUCCAUCCACUUCUAAUCAUUUUACCCCUUCCUCAAUCCUGAAACGAGAAAAGCGGCUGAGGACGAAGAAUGUUCAUUUUAGCUGCGUUACCGUUUACUACUUCACAAGGAGACAAGGUUUCACUAGUGUUCCCAGUCAAGGAGGAAGCACAUUGGGCAUGUCCAGCCGCCAUAACAGUGUGCGCCAAUAUACCCUUGGUGAAUUUGCGAUGGAACAGGAGAGGCUCCAUAGAGAGAUGUUAAGAGAGCACCUCAGGGAGGAAAAACUUAACUCUUUAAAGCUGAAGAUGACUAAGAAUGGUACCGUGGAAUCCGAAGAAGCCAGCACUCUUACAUUAGAUGACAUUUCGGAUGAUGAUAUUGAUUUAGACAACACAGAGGUAGACGAAUACUUCUUCCUGCAACCCCUGCCAACAAAGAAACGAAGGGCGCUGCUUCGAGCCUCCGGAGUGAAAAAGAUUGAUGUGGAAGAAAAACAUGAGCUGCGGGCCAUCCGCCUAUCAAGAGAGGAUUGUGGCUGCGACUGUAGAGUAUUCUGUGAUCCGGAAAUUUGUACUUGCAGCCUCGCGGGUAUCAAGUGCCAGGUGGAUCGGAUGUCUUUCCCAUGUGGUUGCACUAAAGAGGGAUGUAGUAAUACAGCAGGUAGGAUUGAAUUUAAUCCUAUCCGAGUCCGGACUCACUUUUUGCACACAAUAAUGAAACUCGAACUGGAGAAAAACCGAGAGCAGCAAAUUCCCACGUUGAAUGGCUGCCACAGUGAGAUAAAUGCUCACACUAGUUCUAUGGGCCCUGCUGGCCACCCUGUGGAAUAUUCGAUUGCAGAGAAUUUUGAGAUUGAAACAGAACCCCAAACAACAGUGAUGCAUUUGCAGUCGGCAGAGGAGUUAGAUUGCCAAGGGGAAGAUGAAGAAGAGGAAGAAGACGGGAGUAGCUUUUGUAGUGGAGUUACAGAUUCCAGCACACAAAGUCUAGCACCAAGUGAAUCAGAUGAAGAGGAAGAGGAGGAAGAAGAAGAGGAGGAAGAUGAGGAAGAUGAGAAAGGAGAUCAUUUUGUGGAAGGUCUGGGCACCCAUGCUGAAGUUGUGCCUCUUCCUUCAGUUCUCUGCUACUCCGAUGGCACUACUGUACAUGAAAGCCACUCUAAGAAUGCCUCUUUUUACACUAGCUCCUCAACUUUAUAUUACCAAAUAGACAACCAUGCCCCAGGCACCACAAAUCAAAUUCCUGAGAACUAUUCUGAAAGAGAAACUGUUAAAAAUGGUACCCUUUCUCUGGUGCCUUACAGCAUGACAUCAGAACAGUUUGUUGACUAUGCCCGACAAACAGAAGAGAGCUAUGGUAGCUCCCAUUACCCAUCUGCAAACCCCUCUGUAAUAGUCUGCUGCUCUUCGUCAGAAAAUGAUAGCCAUGUGCCAUGUACUAGCUUAUAUCCUGAACACAGGCCAAACCACCCUCAAGUGGAAUUUCACUCUUAUUUGAAAGGUCCCUCCCCAGAGAGAUAUGUUUCUGCUUUGAAUGGUGACAGUCACAUAGUUGAGCAUCCUGCUGAAAAUUCCUUAAGCCUUUCGGAAAAGAGCAGAUUGCACGAAGAAUGCAUCAAGUCAUCAGUGAUUGAGACCGUCCCUGUGUAGCAGGUUAAGUUGUCCCAAAAUCACCUUCCUAUAUUUAAAUACACUGUAAUUUAAUUGGAUUUCCUAGUCUCAGCAUUGUUUUAAACUGUGGACCAAGAAAAGGACUGUAGUUAACGUUCCAGAUGCUU
Vombatus ursinus (common wombat) is the source of this 2032-nucleotide messenger RNA. It is a transcript of the gene CSRNP3, whose product is annotated as cysteine and serine rich nuclear protein 3. Gene Ontology annotation, biological process: regulation of transcription by RNA polymerase II. NCBI's taxonomy places the organism in Eukaryota, Metazoa, Chordata, Mammalia, Diprotodontia, Vombatidae. The record is from RefSeq and is a predicted model, not a curated record. Gene Ontology annotation, cellular component: nucleus. Gene Ontology annotation, molecular function: sequence-specific DNA binding; DNA-binding transcription factor activity, RNA polymerase II-specific. The transcript is spliced from 5 exons. The coding region runs from base 60 to 1904 and encodes 614 amino acids.